UAACUGAUUAAUAAAUAAUGAAUAUUAUUUAAUUAGGUAAGGUUAUUUAAUAUUAUUAUCAUAAGAGAGUUAGAUGGCUUAGAAUACUUAAAAUAUGUAGGCAUUUAGAUCUAAUUAAAUUGUUGUAUUUAAGAGUUUACGUAAUGAAGCUAUUUUCAGAUUGAUUUUUUCGAUGGUAGAACUCUUAUUGCUGUUUUUAGCUUUAGGGUUGUUACCUACUAUUUGUUUAAAAACAACUUUGAGUGAAUUUUUUAUUUUAGCUAUAAUAAUAAAUGCGUUGGUACUUUAAAAGUUUAAUAUAGUAAGCUUUCCAAAUGUUAUAUUUAUUAUUGAUAAUUUAUUAUGAUUUAGUAGAGAUAAAUUAAAAUGAAAGUGAGAAUAGAUUACCUUAUCCUGAGUAUUCAUUUACAAAUACAAAAUAUUUGUCUGAUGCCAUAUCAGAUUAUCAUAGUUGUUAUAAGUUUGUGAAAUAUUUAACAAUUGUGUAUAAAAAUGUCUAUGAAUUCUUAGAUUAGAUAUAGUGGUCUUUGUAUUUGGUCAAGUGGAAAUUUAUAAGAAUUUAUAUGGAGAAUGUGAGAUUGGGAUAUCAGAAUUUGAUUUUACUUGGGGAGUGGCAUUUACUUAUUUAAUAAUGAGAUAUAUAACAAUAGGAAUUCCAACUUUAAUAUUUGUAAUUUAUUUAGUAGUAUUACCUUUUGCUUAUUGUAUAAAUAUGCAUAAUCUUUAAAAAAUAAAUAGAGUAGGUGUAAGUUAAGAAAAUCUAAAGAAAUUAAAGGUGGAAAUAGUUGGAUUGGAUAAAAUAAGUGAAGAUAAUGAAUGCAUUAUUUGUCUAUCAGAAUUUAUAGAAGGUGAAUAGUUUGUGAGAUUAGAUUGUCAUAAUGAUCAUGUAUAUCAUAAGCUUUGUAUUUCUGAUUGGUUGAAAGCUAGAUCUGAAUGCCCUAAAUGUAGAUAGAUUGUAAAAUUUGACUGA
Messenger RNA from Paramecium sonneborni, 970 nucleotides. NCBI's taxonomy places the organism in Eukaryota, Ciliophora, Oligohymenophorea, Peniculida, Parameciidae. The record is from the annotation of a GenBank genome assembly.